ACUAACAGUUUAUGUUUGACAAUAAAAACUGGAGUGUUUAAUAGCAGUAAAUCUUGAAAAAGAUUAAAAAAAAAAAAGAAAAAUGAAAAUCAAGUGUCGUCUCCGCCACCCAAAACCCAAAACACUGGCAUAACCCGCCCAACUCAAUUACCCCUUUCUGGACAAGAAAAAUUCCCAGAUUCUUUUUCACCAAAACUCAACUGCGUGUCUGCGACUACGAGAGUAGUAGUAAUACAGUGCCUUGCUUCAUUCUUCCAAGAAAGAAGAACACAACCCUGCUGCUGAACCUGAGACUUCCCCACCAUUACUUUUCUUUUUCCCCCCUUCCCUUCCUAGCUUCCAUUAUCGUCCCUUUCUCUCACACCUCAUUUUGUUUAUGUCCCUUAUUUAACCCAGCAUACAAAGUGUUUGUUUUUUUUCCUUUCAAUUUUUUUUUUUUUUAUGUAACCUGGCUGACACUCUUGCUCGGACGUCGACGAUGAGGAGGAGAAGGUGCACCAGACUUCUUCCCGUUCUGUACUUGCUUUGAAUUUCUCCUCCCGCCAUCAUCUCAGCCGUCGCUCUUCACUUGAGGGUGUCUUUGCCAUUAUCAUUCCUCUUCAUCAGUGCAUUUAUUGCUCACGGUGGUGGUGAAAUCAUGGGAACCACAUUCAAUACUCAGAUUUUGGUGGAGAAGCUGGCAAGGAUGAAUUGUUCACAGCAAAGUAUUGAGAGUAUCCUUGGCUUUUCUAUGGUGGUGGCCAGUUGGCCAGUUGCAUGCCGUUCUCCUUGUUUCCUUAUCAUUGCAAUUGUCGAUAAUUUUGAUAUUUUUUUUCCUUAAAGCAAUUAAGCGCUAUCACAUUGGUGUAUUUUUCACAUGCACAAAGCCAAACAAGUUGUUGAAACAUGGGAUAGACAGUUUCAUUGUUCUCCUCGUGAGCAGAGAUUGGCUUUUCUAUAUCUUGCAAAUGACAUACUUCAGAAUAGCAGGCGAAAGGGUUCAGAGUUUGUUGGUGAGUUCUGGAAGGUUCUCCCUGAUGCACUUCGAGAUGUGAUUGAAAGUGAAGACGAGUUUGCAAGGAAUGCAGCUAUAAGGAUGGUUAGUAUAUGGGAGGAGAGAAAGGUCUUUGGUUCUCGAGGGCAUAUUCUGAAAGAAGAGUUUGUAGGAAAGCAAGCUGAUAAUGGUAAUAGGGAAGGGAAACAUCACACAAUGUACAAACUGAGACAAGUAGCUGGAAGUGCUUUGGACAGAAUAGUUUCAAGUUAUCAAAUUGUUUCUGGUGGGCAAGUGAAUGAAGAUUCUGUAAUGUCGAAAUGCAGGAAUGCAAUAAGCUGUAUUGAGAAAGUUGGCCAGGAAGUUGGAGGUGAUUCUAGAUCAGGGCCACUUAAUUCUGGAUCAGUUAGUGUGGAUGAGGUUAAGGGGCAGCUUUCCGUAUUGAGGGACUGUAUUGAGCAGCUGACUUCGAUUGAGUCAUUAAGGGCUAAUCUCGUGACAUAUCUGAGAGAGGCUCUUCAGGAGCAGGAGUAUAAACUUGAUCAAGUGCGCAAUCAGCUGCAGGCUGCUCAUGUCCACUCUGAGCAGGCGGAUGAUAUCUGCAGACGGUUCAUAAGCAGCGACAGUGGUGCUGAACAAGACUGCAAGGAAACUCACCUUUCUCCACCCCUUGAUUUUGCAUCAUCUGGAAAUAAAGAGCAAUCGGCUCCUGUAAUGUACAGCGGACAGGUCUCAUAUAGUGAAAAACCAGUUGAAGAAGAACCAAAGUCUGCUGCUGCUGCUGUGGCUGCAAAGCUAACAGCAUCAUCGUCCUCAGCGCAGAUGUUGACUUAUGUACUAUCUUCCCUGGCAUCCGAGGGCGUUAUAGGAAAUCAUGCGAAAGAAUCCUCUUCUUCCUCUGGCGAUUAUCUUCACUCUGAAAAACGGCCUAAGCUUGAGAACAAUGACCAUACCUUGUAUAUCCCUCAGAACCCUCAAGGCCAUCAGACGGCGGUUCCACCUUAUUCCCAACCAGAGCAACCUCCACUUCCGCCCUCAUCUCCUCCACCAUUGCCACCUCUUCCACCGAUGCAGCCAUAUCCUGUACCACAAUAUAUGCCAUCUGCUGCUGCAAUGAGUACUGGACCUUAUGGAUAUGGAGCAAUUCAGCAGCUACAGUCGUCACCUAGUUAUCCUCCUCCUGGUCCUCCAGGUAAUGGGUUCCCGGCCUCAGUCCCGGUUCCGUCAGGAAGUGCAUACCAGAACUAUCCUGCUGAUGGUGGUAAUAGCUUCUAUAGUCAGCCGAUGGCCCCUGUAACUCGUCAGUGAGUUUAGUAUUAUUAUUUCUUUUCCUCAUCGCUGCAUCGCUUAGGGAGCUAACAACAUUUCAGGACAAAGAGCAUUCGUGUUGGGGGGCUCUUUCUGCAUUUAUAAGUUGAAAGUUUGUAGGGAUUUUUGAACAGGAACAUUGUUUGGGGAGUUGUUUUUUCUUUUGACUUGGUAGAGAACAAAAACAUGGUGAUGGAAUACAAUUGGGGGAGGGAGAAGGGGGUGUCGAAGUUUUGAAUCUUGGUAUACUUCCCCUUUUGAAUUUAGAAUAUUGUAAGUAAUGUGUAAUCUUUAUUGUUGGUUUUGAAAGAGGGGUAAAAUGAAAACUUUUGGUGUGGGGAAAAGGAAAAUGGGUAGUCUAGCAAGUUUCCUUCCCCAUAUUUAUUUUUAUUUGAUGUGAGUGAGUGUGUAUGGAUGAGUAAUAUAGUUCAAGUCUGUUGUUUUGUUGUACCGGAAAUCGGAGGAGCAAUUUGAUUGUGUUUCAUCAAUGAAGACCGGAGAUGAGAAAGAGAGAGAGAUAGGGGUGUUUGAUUGGUUCAGGCUGAGAGGAGGGAAAAGGCAAUUUUGGAAUGGCAAAAAAAGUAUUCAAAUAGCUUCCUCUGUUCCAAACUCAUUAAUUCUUAUAAGUGAAAAUUAGUGUGACGCAAAAGCUGCAGUGUGAUACAUACCGGGAAAUACAUGUAGGAUCUUAUAUGUAUGACACUGGUAAUUAAUGGUGAUAUUAUCUACGAAUUAUAUAAACGUAACCCUGACCGAAAUAGUAGUACCGCAUAUAAUUGGAUUCGUUAAUUCAGCUCUGCUUCCUUCCUUCCUAUUAAC
This is a messenger RNA of Oldenlandia corymbosa var. corymbosa, 3100 nucleotides long. NCBI's taxonomy places the organism in Eukaryota, Viridiplantae, Streptophyta, Magnoliopsida, Gentianales, Rubiaceae. The record is from the annotation of a GenBank genome assembly.